AUGCUGCCCCUGCACCGCUUCCUCUUUUUAUGUCUAGCGAUACUGCCUCUUGCCGCAUGUGCAUAUCGGGCAAAAAGAUUGACACUCCAAGAGCUUACAAGCGGCCGCACGUUUGUAACCAAUGUCCUUGAUCAGUUUACUUCGCCAAGCUGGGCAAAGAAUUUAGCUGUCUGCGACAAUGGAGACAUACUGAUCACGGUGAUUGCACCAUCAGCAAGUCUCUAUCGAAUUGCAAACCCACAAUGUUCAAAUCCAACGACGACACUAGUCCAUACCUUUCCAAACGUCGAGAGCCUUCUGAGAAUUGCGGAACUCCAGCCAAAUCUUUUCGUUGUCGUUGGUAUAAAUGCUUCUGGAGUCGUUGCUAUUCCCGGCACCGGAUUUCUGUGGAGUGUGAACUUUUCUGCUUCUUUUCGUCGCCAAUCAUUACGGAAAUUACUGCUUUACCGUAACGGUAUGACAGCCUUACCAGAAAAUGACGGUGAUGUUUUGUUGGCAGAUUCAUUUCUGGGCUGCGUAUGGCGUAUAGAUAUCCAUACAAAAGCAGUUAAUAUCGCAAUGAAGUUGUCGCAGAUGGAGCCUCCUUCAACUGCCUUGGUACCAAUCGGCAUCAACGGAAUCCAUGCGAAACAGAACCCUUUCGGCUCAACUGUGCUAUAUUGGUCCAACAGCUUUGAGACGACAAUUUACAGCAUUGGCAUCGAUGGCUGCACUGGGGCCAUGUUGAGUGGGCAGCAGGAACCCCAGGUAAGGGCUCGUGCUGAGGACGGUUAUCUAUUUGUUGAUGACUUCGCGAUGGUAUCCCAGGGUGGCAUUCGGGCAGCCGCCAACUUCAACAAUACUGUUCUGUACGCGUCUACACAGUCUCACAUUUUACGCCCUGUUGUUGGAUCUGAAAAUAGCCUUCUAAUGGCUGGCUGUACGUCAUACAGUUUUGGCCGUAGGGCCGGCAGAGACAAUGUUUUAUAUGUGACAAACAGUGGCGCUGAAGUAUAUCCGGUUAAUGGAGCUCUGACAAUGGGUGCAAGCGUUGUAGCAGUAAAUGUAUAA
Molecule: messenger RNA, 1050 nt
Organism: Trichoderma atroviride IMI 206040
Lineage: Eukaryota; Fungi; Ascomycota; Sordariomycetes; Hypocreales; Hypocreaceae
Source: RefSeq, a predicted model, not a curated record